UCUCUGCACGCGUAGAGCCGUCUCAACCGUCACGACAGAGCAGCCGGCUUCUGUGUGAGCCAACGAGCCGUAGACGGACAAAAACAGAGACAUACAAAAAGAGGUAGAGAGGAGAGGGGGUGGGAGUGAGCGUGAGGAAAAGGAGAGGUGCGGAGCCACAGAGGCAAAACACAUACAUUUCUGCCACUCUGACGUUUCCUGCGCGUGUGAGCCCACGAAGAGGAGAGAGAAGAGACAAAAACAAAUCCUGGGAGCGCGAGUCCUCUCUUUGAUUUACAUCACUCUCCUUUUUUUCUCUCCAUUAUCCAAUGCAUGAAGGCGAGUUUCUACUGGCAUGGCAGAAUAAAAGAAAGGGAUGCUUUGAAUGCUGCCUUUCCUUCAAGAUGGGACAAUGAAGAGGAAGGGGGACAACACACAGCAGGGACAAGAACAGGAUUUCUAGGAUGAAUUGGAGUCUUUCUGCCGCUGGGAGUAGCAGCAGUCUUACACUGAAGUCUCUGAAUGAGGGACCGGCCCCGAGGACCUGAAAAACUGUUGUGAGACGUCGCAUGUCACGCGUGACACGGCUUCCUUCUCUGACCGACUGACUGGAGCCGCACACGUCUCUGCCCCCCAAAGGGCAGCAAUCUCGGGCGGGGCUCAAGAUAAGGACUUGUGACUGUACCCGACGGCUCAGACGCGAGCGGGGAGGACGGGAAUACGGCGGAGGAGGGGCCUGUGCUUGUUGGGGACAGGCAGAACGCUGUUUGUCUGUGUGGGGAGACGGGGUACAGUAGAAGAAGAGGACCCGGCAGCGGUGAAGUGUUAUGGAGACGGUCACCUUUAGGUAGCCCGUCCAGCAUGCAGUCUGCCCUUCCCAGCUGUGCAUCCCCAGUGGUGCCAUGAUCCAGUUCUAACUGUGGGUAAUGCAGAGCCAAACAACCAAUCCUGGAGAUGCCGAAGAGAAGAGAUAUUCUUGCCAUCGUGUUGAUUGUAUUACCCUGGACUCUGCUCAUCACUGUUUGGCACCAAAGCGCGAUAGCUCCACUCCUCGCCAUCCGCAAGGCCUGUCACCAUCUAGUAAAAGAGAUCUUUAUCAUUCCAGAGAGGCUUGCAGUUCACCACCACCGACUCUCAGAUGAAGGCGGCGAGGGCAAGAGGGAGGCAGGCGGCCAGGCGCAGGACUCCAAAGAAUACUGCGCCUCGGAUAAGGACAUUGUGGAGGUGGUGAGGACAGAGUAUGUGUACACGCGCCCCCCGCCCUGGUCGGAUGUGCUGCCCACGAUCCACAUCAUCACGCCCACCUAUAGCCGGCCGGUGCAGAAGGCAGAGCUGACACGGCUGGCAAACACUUUCCUCCACGUGCCCAACCUGCACUGGAUCCUGGUGGAGGACUCGCAGAGGAGGACGCCUCUGGUGACGCGACUCCUCCGGGAGACGGGGCUGAACUACACCCACCUCAACGUGGAGACACCCAGGAACUAUAAGCUGCGAGGCGACACUCGGGACCCCAGGAUCCCCAGGGGGACCAUGCAGCGCAACCUGGCCCUGCGGUGGCUCAGGGAAACCUUCAACCCCAACAGCAGCCAGGCAGGAAUCGUCUACUUCGCUGAUGACGACAACACAUACAGCCUGGAGCUGUUUGAGGAGAUGAGAUCGACUCGGAAAGUGUCGGUGUGGCCUGUGGCUUUUGUGGGAGGCCUGCGUUACGAGUCCCCCAAGGUAAAUGCCGCUGGAAAGGUCUACGGCUGGAAGACGGUGUUCGACCCCCAUCGACCCUUCGCCAUCGACAUGGCCGGCUUCGCCAUCAACCUGAGGCUGAUCCUCUUCAAGCCUCAGGCGUAUUUUAAGCUUCGUGGAGUAAAGGGAGGCUACCAGGAGAGUAGUUUGCUCCGGGAACUCGUCACCCUCAACGACCUGGAGCCCAAAGCAGCCAAUUGCACAAAGAUACUCGUCUGGCAUACAAGAACGGAGAAGCCCGUCCUUGUGAACGAGGGGAAGAAAGGAUUCACAGACCCCAAUGUGGAGAUUUGACCGUUUUCCCUUCAGUCCACGGUAAAUAAUGACGCUGCAGCAGGUGGUUGGCCUUGGACCUGCGGGGGGAGAAAAGAGUCAAGCUCCUUAAUAAGUGCGACCAGUGCUCAUGUCUUAAUCAUCAGGAAAAAAGGAAGUGGGGAGGGUUUGAAGAGGGAUUUAAUCCUCUUGAAUGAAACUGACUUUUUCUUCUUUCUUCUUUCCUCCCAAAUAUGGACCAAAACAGGACUAAUAUAUUGCAUUAAAGCACAGAUUAGUACGAGGCAGCAGUCCUUCUGGAGGAGAGAACAUAAGGCAUCCCUCACAAAGGGGAUGCAGACACUUGUGACCUGCACUUCCACUGAAUAAAAAAAACAAAAACAAGGCCUGUGGAAGACAGCUUAAGAAAAGAGACAGCACAAUAUGAAGAGCAUACAGCCAGCAGAUUUGAGCAAGCAAGACGGGGGAAAAAAAAAAAAAUCAUGUCAUCUCAACUAAAGAAAUGGAAGGAAAUGGAAAAAAAAAGCGGACCUGGAUCUGUACACGGCGCACGGAAGAAAUUCCACUUGGGUUUCGCGACGUGGUCUCCAUCAACAGCCUUGUUGAAGGUCGAGGAGAAAGAUUUCUUGUGGGGAUUUUCUUUUGGGAAAAAAAAACAACAAACAAACAAACAUAGCAAAGGAAGGAAUGUUCUUUUGAUAACUAUGAAAUGUUUGCUUUAAUCUUAUUUAACUGGCUUAGGCAUUUUACAAACACUUGACCUGCUUGUUCAACACUUUUACCUUCAUUUACUGUUGUGUUAUCAUCGUCCAUUUAAAGUGUCAUUAAAACGUAGGUAUUUACAGUGAGACACCCUUACACUCGAAGACAAACUGCCCCUUGUGUUUGGGACCUGAAUAGAUAUAAACAUUCAAAUCUUAAUACUCUUCUUAGCACUUAAGAAACCACAGAUGUAUUCCUUUCAUGGCAACAUGUAUAAAUAGUAACGGAAGGAGAGGAAUUUUGACAGCUGUGGCGUAAUUAACGUGUUUUUGUGUUAAAAGCAAGACCUUUUUAAUUCCCCUUGCUGAAUCUGUAAAACACGUGCAACCAGGCGAAGCCCCGCGCUGGUGACAACACACGGACAGCAUAGUGGACGAACAUGAACAGAAAGUCUAGUUUGUGACAGAUUCUCAAUGCAAGAAACGACCACACACGCCCACCUGAUUGGCUUUAAUGUAGAUUCAGAUCAAAAUAAAAUAAACUGAGUUGAACUGAGUUACUAUUUCUUCUUUUCUAUGCACAUUGAAAAAGUCUGCACUGGUAAUCUGAGUCAGGUGUGUAAUUCUAGAAAGAAAGAAAAGAAAGAAAUCUCCUCAAAAUGCGUCAAAUUUGUUGCAUGGCCCCAAAAACUGCGCCCCCCACCCCCCCUUUUUUUUUUUUAAACUGCAGCUUCCAUUUGGUAGGUCAGAUAAUAAAUGAGGCUCUUAAGUGAAAGCUGGCUAAAGAAAAAGCACAAUGACAAUAAAGCAUAUUUGUACUAAUGCUUUGGUACUGAUAUCAACAUGCCAUCUUCAGUGCUGAUCCUGGCAUCUAGUAGCACUCACAUGAGCAUCAUUAAAAAGAGGCCCUGCACCCUUAACAGAGGCAUCAGCUGCAUUGAGUGCAGCAGAGCUCCCCGACCAAGUCCUUUUACACGUCGUGCAGCAGAGUCUCCCCUCCAAAUCACCCACCCGUGAUCCACACCGGUGGUUCUCAUCAAACGCUGGAGGUUCCAACACCAAGAACGCCUCAUCCACCCCUACAACCCACUAUAAACUGCUGCAGGAAGAAAACGUACCAGAGAACCCGUGUUAUUCCAUAUUUCACCCGGAAUAUGAUUAGAAAGUCCCCACAACGGUUAUUUCGCAUCUGGAUGCUCUCGUUUACCGCAAGUUAUUACACUGUGCAGGGGAUUGGCCGUGGAUAACCGCCAGCCUACCGUCCCAUUAUUUAUUCAAAAUCAAAUCUAAUAUAUUUAUUUAUAUAUUUAUUUCAAGUGUGGAUGUGCAAUUUAAUUACAGUAGCUGCCAUUGUCCAGCUGCGCUCUAAAACAGCAUGCUCACAUACUGUAUCCUGCACACGUGGACCGUCACGUCCAUCAAUGAGACGUUAACUAGUUAAAAGGCACGUCAGAAGUGCUGUUAGCUUUCUUCUCCUUUAGUGGGGUGUUCAUUUGAAUGAAAGAACCCAUUUGAAAUGUGUUAGCACUAAAACCAACCACCAGUUGUAGUCUAAAGUGGAAGAAUGCCAAUGUGUGUAUAAAAAGCAUUUGAAAAAGCAACAUUGACUUGUUUUCAUCUUGUUUAUACUUUUCAAGUGGAAAUAAUUUCUUGCUCUCAUCUUCCCGACGUUGCUUUUGUGGAGGUGCAGGCGCACUAAUGGCCUGUGGUGUACAGAUCAGCAUGUGGUCGGAGCGGUCAAACAGGAUUGUGUGAUGUUCCUCUCUGUGAUGUGUCCUCAAAGCAGCAGAACAAAUCAAAGGGCUUCAUCCUAAAUAUGAUGUUCUCGCAACUCUACCCUACAUCUGAUUUGAACUAUCUCCAAUUCAGACAGAUGACACAUAAAGCAAUAUCUCAUCCCAGCGGGGUCUACGACAACCCACCUUCUGACAGCGUUUGUCAACCUGGAGACAUCUAAUGUCUGCUAAUGUGCAUCCUCUUCAGGCACAACACACUUUACACAUUAGUCCUCCCCUUUUCCUCAUCUCAACUGUCAUCUUCCAGCCUCAUGUGAGUCACAUUUUAUGCAUGUUAUUCUAAAGGUUGUUUAUUUGCCACAGCGACUCAGUCUCAAAGAAAAAUGUUAGUUGAACUAAGAGAAAUAAAUAACUGAGA
Cololabis saira (Pacific saury) is the source of this 4847-nucleotide messenger RNA. It is a transcript of the gene b3gat1a, whose product is annotated as beta-1,3-glucuronyltransferase 1 (glucuronosyltransferase P) a. NCBI's taxonomy places the organism in Eukaryota, Metazoa, Chordata, Actinopteri, Beloniformes, Belonidae. Gene Ontology annotation, biological process: carbohydrate metabolic process; chondroitin sulfate proteoglycan biosynthetic process. The record is from RefSeq and is a predicted model, not a curated record. Gene Ontology annotation, molecular function: galactosylgalactosylxylosylprotein 3-beta-glucuronosyltransferase activity. The transcript is spliced from 9 exons. Gene Ontology annotation, cellular component: Golgi membrane. Bases 934 to 2013 code for a protein of 359 amino acids.